GAUCACAAAUCAAUCAGCUUCUACAGCAAGCACAAUACAAUAUUAUCACUCAUCCACAUUUUGCAGAUCAACUAAAACAAACCACCAUGAAAUCUUACGUAGCUGCCGUUUUAUUGUUGGCUCUUGCCGUCUGCGCUUCCGCCGAAGAGGCCAAACAGCAACAAGCUUCUCCUGUCAAGACAACCGACAAGCGCAGCAUCUACGGACUGGGUUACGGCUACUCCGCAUAUCACGCGCCACUCACCUACCCAGCUGCCCCAUUGGCUUUGCCCACAUCCUUCAUCUCGCCAUUGAAAUACCACGCACCAUUGUCUUACCCUCUGUCCUACCACGCUCCUCUCUCUUACCACGCUCCACUCCCCUAUCACGCUCCCCUCUCCUACCAUGCACCCCUCCCCUAUCACGCUCCCAUCUCUUACGCUUCCCCUCUGUCCUUCCACCAUGCACCAAUCUACAAGGCCCCUUACUUCGCCCCGUCUAUCUACUGAUAAUAUUGAUGAUAUUGCACUCGUCAACCAACUCGCUGUUGAAAUGAUGUAAAAA
Molecule: messenger RNA, 543 nt
Organism: Diuraphis noxia (Russian wheat aphid)
Lineage: Eukaryota; Metazoa; Arthropoda; Insecta; Hemiptera; Aphididae
Source: RefSeq, a predicted model, not a curated record